UGACUAUGAGGGGUUCCGGUGGUUCCUGGACACGUUCCUCGAGGUCUCCACGCCCGAUGAACUCUCCAGACAUUUGUUCCUGUCGUUUGUUCGGCGAGAUCGCAGACCAGCGCUGCGGGAGAUGGCGGCUGCUAGUUCCACUACGGCCUGCGCAGCGGUCACAGCCCAUGCUGACCAUCAGGUGAAACCAACGCUGGCUUCGAAGAUCCACGGUCUGGCUGAGAGACUUCAGCAGUUGGGAAAGAGCUCCGCUGAUUCGGUAGACGGAAGCGACAAGGGAUCAAGAAGCAGAACCGGUAGCGUCCACCCCAUGUUCACGGUGACCACGCAUCCUUCGUACUCCUCCCACGAGCUCUGCUUGGACAGACGCAACGAGACCAGUCCCAGUCACAGUCAAAUGUCGAGAAACUCCAGCAGAAAGAGCAGCAACUCAAUGAGGGUCAACCAGUCUACUAAAAUCGAAGAUUUUAGACACCUAAUGAGACGCUCAUCGACAGUAGAAGUACACACAGCCAGAGUCUCCCUCAAGGAUAUCGUCUGUUACCUCUCACUCCUAGAAGCAGGCAGACCUGAAGACAAGCUGGAGUUCAUGUUUAGACUCUACGACACCGAUGGUAACGGCGUACUGGACACUAACGAGAUGGACUGCAUCGUGAACCAGAUGAUGGCGGUCGCUGAAUAUCUAGGCUGGGAGACUUCUGAGUUGAGGCCUAUUUUACAAGAUAUGAUGGUUGAGAUAGACUAUGACGCCGAUGGGACGGUUUCUCUGGACGAAUGGAAACGAGGCGGCAUGACCACAAUACCUCUGCUGGUUCUCCUGGGCUUGGAUACUAACGUGAAAGAAGACGGCGAGCACGCGUGGAGAUUAAAGCACUUCAGUAGACCAGCGUAUUGCAAUCUGUGCUUGAACAUGCUCGUGGGGCUCGGGAAAAAGGGCUUGUGUUGCAUUUUUUGCAAAUUUACGGUACACGAGCGUUGCGUCCAGCGAGCACCGGCCUCUUGCAUAGCCACUUAUUCCAAGUCCAAACGUGCUUCUGCCACACUUGCUCAUCAUUGGAUCGAAGGAAACUGCCACGGAAAAUGCGCUAGAUGUCGGAAAAAGAUCAAAGGCUACAAUGGUAUCACCGGCUUGCACUGUCGCUGGUGUCACAUUACACUCCACAACCGUUGCGUGGGCGCGGCGGGCGGGGCGUGCACAUUGGGCCGCCACGCGCCGCACAUCCUGCCGCCCACCGCCAUCCGUCCUCUCGUGCUCGACCGCCAACGCUCUCUGCCGCACCGACCGCAGCCUGACCAGCAAACACUGCCGACUUCAAUAUCGCUGCCCAUCUCGAUAGCCGCUGUUCCCGAAGAACGGAAGGAGCAAAAGAAAGAGCCCAGAGCACCUCCUAUAUCAUUCCAAGUAACUCCUCCUGAGGGGAGCUGCCCUUUACUAGUGUUCAUAAACCCUAAGAGCGGAGGGCGACAAGGGUCUAGGGUUCUCAGGAAACUCCAAUAUAUCUUGAACCCGAGACAGGUUCAUGAUAUCACCAAAGGAGGACCUACGCAAGGUCUGCAGAUGUUCAAAGACGUGAAGAACUAUCGUGUCAUAUGCUGCGGUGGAGACGGUACAGUUGGCUGGGUUCUGGAGACCAUGGAUAAGGUGCAAAUGGAAACUCAGCCGGCGGUCGGGGUGAUACCUCUAGGAACCGGAAAUGAUCUGGCGCGGUGUCUGCGGUGGGGAGGAGGCUAUGAAGGUGAAUCAAUUCACAAAAUACUGGACAAGAUCGCCAGAGCGAGCACUGUGAUGAUGGACAGGUGGCAGAUUAUGGUGGAAAACUUGGCUAUGGAGUGUGAUCAGCCUCAAAUGCCAGACUCGGCGCCUCAUCCCACAACAGUCCCGUACAACAUCAUCAACAAUUAUUUCUCCAUCGGCGUUGACGCCGCUAUCUGCGUGAAGUUCCACACGGAGAGAGAAAGGAAUCCGGACAAGUUCAGUUCUAGAAUGAAGAACAAGCUGUGGUACUUUGAGUUCGCGACGUCGGAACAGUUCGCAGCCAGCUGCAAGAACUUACACGAGAACAUCGAUAUCGUGUGCGACGGGUCGUCUCUUGAGCUGAAGAAGGGUCCGUCGCUGCAGGGCGUGGCGCUCCUCAACAUCCCGUACGCGCACGGCGGCUCCAACCUGUGGGGCACCAGCGCGGCGCAGCGGCGGGGGCGCUUCCCGCAAGCGCAGCAAGACAUCGGCGACAGAAUGAUCGAAGUGAUCGGACUUGAGAAUUGUCUACACAUGGGUCAAGUGCGGACAGGCCUUCGAGCCUCCGGGCGAAGGUUGGCCCAGUGCAGCUCAAUAACGAUCACCACGAAGAGAAUGUUCCCGAUGCAGAUUGACGGCGAGCCCUGGAUGCAGCCGCCGUGCACGAUCACAAUCACGCAUAAAAAUCAAGUUCCGAUGCUCAUGGGACCAGAGCCAGAGAAAGGAAGAGGAUUCUUCAAAAUAUUCACUCACUGUUAACUUUAUUGUCUUACUAAUCGAAGUUAUUGUUCGAUUAUAAAAUAUAUUUAUUGAUUUUCUGAAUUGUUUAUACGAUUGUUGUUGAGUUAUGGUGUAAAUGCAUUUCAUUGUUACAUUGUUUAGAAUAAUGGUUUAUUUUACGAAUAAAUUUAUUUAUUAAUUAUUUAAUAAAUUUAUCUAUUCGUGGGGUUUAUUUAUGUUUAGAAUUUUGAUCAUGUUAUUGGAAUUUGCUUAGUAGCAAAGCGACUGUAUAUAUUUAUAUUUAUUUAUUAUUCAUGUCAAAUGUAAUAUUUCUAUUUUAAUAUAUUUAUUUCAAUCGUAUAGUACAGUUAUAGUUUAAUAGGAAAUGAAAACGUCGCUUAUAGUAUAGUUGCAAUGUUUUUUUUUUUUUAUUGCUUAGAUGGGUUGACGAGCUCACAGCCCACCUGGUGUUAAGUGGUUACUGGAGCGCAUAUACAUCUACAACGUAAAUGCCGCCACCCACCUUGAGAUAUGAGUUCUCUAGAUCGGCGAUGGUUAUUGCUGCGUGCUCAAGGUUGGCUCUAGUAGCCAUGAUAUCAGGGUUAUGGAGGCACUUCUCACUGCCAGUAUAUACCGUCUUGCUGUCUUCCUUAUAGGAAGAAAGAAAAACUUUUUUUUGCUUAGAUGGGUGGACGAGCUCACAGCCGACCUAGUGUUAAGUGGUUACUGGAGACCAUAGACAUCUACAACGUAAAUGCGCCACCCACUUUGAGAUAUAAGUUCUAAAGUCUCAAGUACAGUUACAACGGCUGCCCCACCCUUCAAACUUCAAACUGUUGGUAGGAACCAACAGUCUUCGAUCAUGGGCGGAAUGGAACCCACGGUGGAGACUUCCACCAACCGCUUCCUUAACCAGAUCUGACCAUCUGGCUGAUAUGAUAUACGCUUACGAGCUUGCAAUACUUUGUAUCAGUAAAAUUAAGGGCCCGGGUCUAGAAGAAUUAGUCUGCGAGAAGGUGGUCGUAUGUUAGUGUGUAUAUAGAGACCCGGGAUGUUCUAUAGAGGUGGUCACAAUCAGAAUCAUUAUGUUAAGUUAUUCCGAUAAUUCAGGAGAAGACUUUAGUUUGAAGUAGAGUUAGAGUGAAGUAUUUACUGGUGGUGGGACCUCUUGUGAGUCCGCGCGGGUGGGUGCCACCACCCUGCCUAUUUCUGCCGUGAAGCAGUAAUGCGUUUCG
Messenger RNA from Bombyx mandarina (wild silkworm), 3690 nucleotides. RefSeq names its product diacyl glycerol kinase 1 (gene Dgk). Gene Ontology annotation, molecular function: ATP-dependent diacylglycerol kinase activity; calcium ion binding. NCBI's taxonomy places the organism in Eukaryota, Metazoa, Arthropoda, Insecta, Lepidoptera, Bombycidae. Gene Ontology annotation, cellular component: plasma membrane. Gene Ontology annotation, biological process: phospholipase C-activating G protein-coupled receptor signaling pathway. The record is from RefSeq and is a predicted model, not a curated record.